This is a messenger RNA of Coccinella septempunctata (seven-spotted ladybird), 2113 nucleotides long. Its product is annotated as ankyrin repeat and protein kinase domain-containing protein 1-like. The transcript has 2 exons. Bases 838 to 2106 code for a protein of 422 amino acids. NCBI's taxonomy places the organism in Eukaryota, Metazoa, Arthropoda, Insecta, Coleoptera, Coccinellidae. The record is from RefSeq and is a predicted model, not a curated record. Gene Ontology annotation, molecular function: protein binding. Gene Ontology annotation, cellular component: cytoplasm; nucleus.
AACAUUUUCUUAAUUCCCUAACUAUAUUAUAUUCUUCUGAUUUCUGAUUUUCUCAGAAACGGUCAGGAUUAGACUCAAUUUAUUUUCCCUUUCGCAAGAGAAGCGAAAGAGAAAUCAAAUAGGUUCCAUGUCCACAUCUUGUUCUUAUUCUUUUGAGAACCAUUCACCCUCCUUUACUACAUUUAUGUCUAUACUAAUGAAUAAUAUUGAAGUAUCUCACUGUAAUUUUCGAAUUCUAUCUAUCCGUUGAAUGAUUCUUUUAAAUUGUGCCGCAAAAAAGUUAUGAGAAAGAAUAAUACAAUUCAUCUCCGUUCAUUUAAAUUUGCCGGUGUGUGUAGUAAUAAAAUUAAAAAUCUUCAUUAUCUACUCGAAUCUAACGAAUUAUUGGGACAAGUUCAUCUAUCCAAUAUUCGGAAAUAAAUAGGCGUUCCAGGAUUCAUGAUUCGCAGCUUCAAAAAGUUCAGAGAUAUGAUUUUUCUCUCAAUUUUAUCCCUAUCAAAUUUGAAUAAAAAGGGGCUGUAGAUUAGCCUGAAGGAUAUGCCCAUAAAACUGAAUAUCACCAACCGAAUGACUUCAUCUUAUGAGGGUACGCUUGCUCAGGUAUAAUUUGAAAUUUCGAAGCCCAGUCUAUAAUGAGUCAUAGUUGACAAUUUCCAUGAAACGAACCGAAGUUUAUUAUUAUUGUUCGGAAGAAAAAGAUGCAGAAAAGAAGAAGAACAUCUAGAAUUCUCACCACUUAACCGGGUUGAUGAAUAGUUGAGUAUUCUGCGAUUUGAGUUUCAUUAGUGCGAAAGACACUCUGCUUAGUACAAGUCUAAAGUUAUUGGUGCUUUCAAAAUGUUGUUCCUAAGUGUCGAACUCUUCUUUAUUCUGUUUUUGAUAGUUAUACUAUGUGUCAAUAAGAAGGUGUUACUCUUAUAUGCGAGGAAGAAACUGAAGCAGAACCAGGAUAGGAUUAACUCCGCUUUCAGAGCUUCAAUUUUUGCUGGAGAAGAACAUACAAUGUUGAAGUUAUUGGAAGAGGGGGCGGAUGUGAAAUGCACCGAUGUUAUUGGCUAUGCUUGUCUUCACCACGCAGUGCUAUGCGGACAUUACAAAUUAAUUAAACACCUAGUAAUGUAUGGCGCUGAUAUAGAGCAAGAAGGCAAUUUUUACGGUUACAAACCAAUUCAUUUGUGUGUUUAUCCGGCCAACAAAGACAAAUGCUUGGAAGAGUUACUGAAAUAUGGUGCUCAACUAGAUGCCGUUGACAGUUUGCAAAAUACCUUACUACAUUUAGUGGUGAAGUUUAGACCCCAAGAUAUGAAUUUUAUCGAAAAACUGCUCGAUUACGGUUUAGGUCCAAAUGCCACAAAUAUAAUAGGAAACAACUGCCUCCACAUCAUUGCUGCAUCUCGCACAUGCUCUAUCGAAAAGGUCCUGUUUCUGGCGAGGAAAUUCAUACACAGAGGUGUUGAUAUCGACCGUAAGAAUACAUCAAUCGGUGAGACACCCUUACAAAUAGCAUCCCGUACAGGAAAGACGGUUUUGGUCGAUCUUCUUCUUCGUGAGGGGGCGGCAAUAGACGUGAGGAGCAACAUUGGAUUGACUGCUUUCGAGCAAUUGUUCGUGGAAAAUCAUCCAAUGACGGCCAUCAUCACCACCUUCAUUAAACACAUCGCUCUGAGAAAACACCGUGGGGAAAAUGUUGAAGACAGUAUUUUUAGGAAAAUUGCCUCCGAUGUGAAACUACAAAUCAUAUAUCGCUAUUACGACGAAGAUUUGGAGUAUCUGAAAUCCAUAAAUAUAGUUGAAACACACUGGGUAACACUGCAUCAUAUAUUAUGCUGCGAGAAGAGUGAGGUUAUCAAUUACUUGAGAAACGCUAGUGUCAGGAAUAACAUUUUUUCACAAGAGGUUUCCACUUUUUAUUGGAAUGAAAUUCGACACAAAUUCUCGAAAAUCAUUGAAAUCGUCAAAUUUCAAGAGGAGGCCUGUAGAGUUCUGAAUAUAGUGUUCGAUAGUAGAAUUCCUUAUUUAUGUUUGAAGCAAAUAUGCAAAUAUUUGUCGGAAGAGGAUGUGAAAAAAUUGUCCACAUUAUUGUUGAGAGAAAAUACAAUUGAUUGAAAUUAUC